AUGUGCUUCCGCUCCUGCUUUAGCACCUGCAAAUCCACCACACCAGAAACCAGAAGCAUUUUCUUCUGGAAAAGAAACAACCGUUCGCUUCUUUACGAAUACCCACUCGGAACAUUCGUCGAGGCUAUCGCAGUUCGCCCUAAUGGCGAGCCUCUUCUUACACUGCCUUAUAAUUCUUCAGUCCAUAGCAUUGACCCCCUGUACUCAAACUAUACCCCGAAAGUUGUGCAUAAUUUCGAUGGCCUCACCAUAUUUGGCAUCACCGAGUAUGAUCGUGAUAUCUACGCCGUAAAUGGUGGCGGCUUCUCUUCGAGUACAGGUCCAGUCAUUGGCACUUAUCGUGUCGAUUCUUUAAAUUUAACGCAGACCACAGCAACGUCGUCCACCAUUGCAAACAUUUCUUCAGGUCAAUUUCUCAACGGUAUGACUUCCUUGCCUCGGCAGGGCGUUGGGCCGUCUAAUGUGCUCGUCAACGAUGUCGCCGCUGGCGUGGUCUACAAUCUAGACCCCAUCUCCGGCAAAUAUUUCAUUGCCAUCAACAACACCUACACACAGGCACAUCAACACACCAACCUUGGGGCUAUAGGCGUUAACGGCAUCAAAACUGAAGACGGAAUGGCUUACCUCACCAAUACAGGUCUAGGCAUGCUUGUAUGUUUUCCCAUCCACGAAAACGGCACAGAAGUCACAGGUGGACCAGUUGAAAUCUUGUCCCACGAGGCGAACUUUACUUGGUUCUACGACGAUUUUGCGCUCCGCGGCACCAUUGCUUAUGUUACGACUGGCUCUGGAAAUUCUAUCGAGCGCGUGGUUGCGCCUGCGGUAGAUUCACGGGGUCCGAUUACUUCCGAGAUUGUGGCAGGUAGUCUCAAUUCUACGAUUGUAGCAGGACCAACAGCUGCGGCUUUUGGGCGCACGCCUUGGGAUAGUCAUAUCUUGUAUGUUACUACAAGUGGGGCGUCGAAUGUACCUGUGGACGGGAGGGUUAGGAUUGGCGCACAGGUGCUGGCUAUUGAUACCAAAUUAUGCUCAUGGUCUUAG
Molecule: messenger RNA, 1041 nt
Organism: Botrytis sinoallii
Lineage: Eukaryota; Fungi; Ascomycota; Leotiomycetes; Helotiales; Sclerotiniaceae
Exons: 1
Coding region: 1-1041 (346 amino acids)
Source: RefSeq, a predicted model, not a curated record